CACUCUAAAUUCUUUUUUAGUGCGAAUCGCACGUUUUUCCUUGUAAAUAAAUAAAAAAAUAUAUUAAUCAAAGAUGUUCCGCCUGCAGCAGUCGCAACCCGAUCCCGCCGAGGAGCAGAAGCGCGUGGCAGCCGAAGUCCGCUUCAAUUUCAUCCUAUUUGGAGUCGUAAUAGCCGCUGUUCGCUUGGCUCCCGUGGUCCUGAAGCAUUUAAAUACGGCGUAGAAGUAAAGAAAGAUCGAAGAUGACUAAAAGCUGUCUACUUAUUUAAAAACGUUAUCAAUUACCUAGUUGUUCGAGAAAUUAUAGCAAAAUCCUAAGCAACUGGCACGCGAAAUGCAUUUAUUUAAAAGAACUCUGACCCAUUUGAUGUUUAAAUCGAUGCAUUAUAAAUGUUUGGUAACUGUCGAGCGAACGGAAGCGAAUAAAAAACAAGAAACAUGUAACUUAUAA
This is a messenger RNA of Drosophila mauritiana, 451 nucleotides long. RefSeq lists its product as uncharacterized. Bases 74 to 223 code for a protein of 49 amino acids. The transcript has 2 exons. The record is from RefSeq and is a predicted model, not a curated record. NCBI's taxonomy places the organism in Eukaryota, Metazoa, Arthropoda, Insecta, Diptera, Drosophilidae.